UAUGGCUGUCUAGUCGAUCGUCAAGUAAAAGACCGUGUAUUUUCUUAAGUAAAUAAUUUUUAAUUAACUCUAUUUUCUAAUGUAACGGAAUUGUUUAUAAUACCUCAAGAAUCAAGUAUGGCAUCAAGGGGCUGAGGAUUGCUUAAAAUUUGGAGCAGUUCUCUAUUUUGAGUGCUCCUGGUGUGAGCAGCCCUCCCCGCCCGCUUCCCCCACGCCGCCCCAGUGACGUAACAACAUGGCGCAGGUCGGAGCCAACAUGGAGUACCAGGAGUACAAGUGGGCCUACUCAAUUAUGGACUCUUCAAAGGUGUCAGCAUGCCUGAUCUCAAUGCUACUGAUAGUGUACGGCAGCUUCCGGUCCUUGAAUAUGGAGAGGGAGGCUCGCGAGCGGGCGGAGAGGGAGCGAGAGGCCACGUUGCUCGGCGGCAAGCCUGCGCCUUCUUGUUCACACAACAGCAGUUUCGUUCCAGACGUGCAGACAUUGAACACGAUGCAGGCGCUGUGCUUCCCGCUCGGCUCCUCUGUGGCCCUGCUCAUCAUGUUUUUCUUCUUUGACUCCAUGCAGACCCUCGUCGCCAUUUGCACUGCCAUAAUAGCGUGCGCUGCGCUAGCUUUCCUGCUGACGCCGCUGUGUCAGUACGUGGCGGGGAGUGCUGGGGGUGCGGGGGGCGGGGCGCGCGCCUGCGGCAGGUACUCCGCCCCCGAGCUCGCGGCAGCACUACUCGCAGCCGCCAUCGUCGCUGUGUGGGUCCUCACAGGACACUGGCUGCUUAUGGAUGCAAUGGGCAUGGGCCUAUGCGUGACCUUCAUCGCGCUGAUCCGGCUGCCCUCGCUCAAGGUAUCCACAUUGCUGCUGACCGGCUUGCUGCUCUACGAUGUCUUCUGGGUCUUCUUCUCUUCCUACAUCUUCACCACCAACGUCAUGGUCAAGGUCGCCACCAGGCCGGCGGAGAAUCCCAUGAACGUAGUAGCGCGGAGAUUACAAUUAGGUGGUGCGAUGCGAGAUGCACCCAAGCUGUCUCUGCCUGCCAAGCUCGUCUUCCCUUCAAUGCAUCAUCAGGGACAUUUCUCUAUGCUAGGUCUGGGUGAUAUCGUGAUGCCGGGUCUGCUGCUGUGCUUCGUACUACGUUACGACGCCUACAAGAAGGCCACUCUCGUCUGUCAGAUGGGGCAGGUGCCUGGACCUAGGUCUAUGGGCUCCCGUCUGACAUACUUCCAUUGCUCGUUGCUGGGCUACUUCCUGGGUCUGCUGACGGCGACGGUGUCCGCGGAGGUGUUCAAAGCUGCUCAGCCCGCGUUACUCUACCUGGUGCCCUUCACGCUGCUGCCACUCCUCACCAUGGCAUACGUCAAGGGUGAUCUCAGAAGAAUGUGGAGUGAGCCGUUCAUCGCACCUAAUGGUAAAUCCGGAGCUGACUUUGAUGUGUGAGGAAACCCAGAGGAACAAUGUUAUAUUCCCAGUAGUUGGCAAAUAAACCAACGUCCGAACGUCAGCUUACAAGAUAUAAGUAUGCUACAUUUAUAGUCUACAUUAUAUUACUAUGACAGUGUUGCCAGUUUAUUUGUUUUAUGGUUAGAUGUUUUGAUGGCAAUAGACAAGUUAAUGUCAGUUGUACAGCUCUGUUAUGAAAAUGAAAAAUAAUGGUAACUUUAAA
Molecule: messenger RNA, 1655 nt
Organism: Papilio machaon (common yellow swallowtail)
Lineage: Eukaryota; Metazoa; Arthropoda; Insecta; Lepidoptera; Papilionidae
Gene: SppL
Product: signal peptide peptidase-like 3
Exons: 10
Coding region: 236-1429 (397 amino acids)
Biological process (GO): membrane protein proteolysis
Cellular component (GO): Golgi-associated vesicle membrane; cytoplasmic side of endoplasmic reticulum membrane; lumenal side of endoplasmic reticulum membrane
Molecular function (GO): aspartic endopeptidase activity, intramembrane cleaving
Source: RefSeq, a predicted model, not a curated record